AUGCACCCCUAUGGAAUACGUGGCAUUUUGAUGCAAAGGUGUGAUGUUGUGGAGAUGCCACCAGUUCUCCCCUCUUUCAACUCCAUCUUCUUCUCCCAUGCAUUUAAACCUCCCUCAGCUCUCCUCCCCAAAAUCUAUCUAUCGCAGAAACUAAACAAACACAAAAAUCUGAUCAAUCUUGAUUUCGCAGUAGCUGCCAUGUCGUCGUCUAUGACCAAAAACGCCAUAAUGUCUUUCCUCUCUAAGGCUACUCGUCCUCCAUCCCCUUCCUCCUCUCCCCGACCCAAAUUCUCCAGAGUUUGCUUCUCCUCAGCCUCCUCCCCCCAGGGUUUUAAUGCAUCGGAGGAUUACAAGCGUAGAGACUACGAGAAAGGGUACGCGGGAGACAGGACGGUGGGGGACGCGGCGGCGGAGGUGGCGGAGAAGACGCGGGAGAGCGCGCGAGAAGCCGCGGACAGGACCAAGGAGAGAACCCACGAAAUGAAGGAGGACGCCAAAGGCGGCGCCCGGGACGCCAAGGACAGGGCGAAGGAGUACGCGCACGACGCCACGGAGAGGACCAAGGAAGGGGCGAGCAAGGCGGCGGACAAGGCCAGAGAGUACGCGAACAGGACGAAGGACACGACGAAGGAGACCGCGGGGGCGGCGGCGGAGAGGACUAAGGAAGGGGCGAAUAAGGCGGCGGAGGCGGCGGAGAGCAUAGGGGAGAAGGCGAAGCAGACGGUGCAGGGGGCGUGGGGGGCGGCGAAGGAGACGGGUCAGAAGAUUAAGGAGAGUGUGGUGGGGAAAUCGGAGGAUGUGGAGGACUACGUUGAAGAUCACACCAAGCCGCCGAGGAAGGUGUCGCCGGAGGAGAAGACGAUGGACGAUGAGGAUGUGGUGGAGCUCAGGAGGCGUGCCGGUGACAAUAAAAAAUUCUGAAACGGGAAAAAGUAUACGUAUGUCUCUAUAUAGGCAGAUAUAUAUAGGGAUCGUUAAUUAUUAUUAUGUUAUAUGUUGUUUUCUAAGUAGUAAAUCACUCCCAUAAACAUAUAUAUGCUUGUUUUUCAAAUCA
Molecule: messenger RNA, 1054 nt
Organism: Ipomoea triloba (trilobed morning glory)
Lineage: Eukaryota; Viridiplantae; Streptophyta; Magnoliopsida; Solanales; Convolvulaceae
Product: late embryogenesis abundant protein At3g53040-like
Exons: 2
Coding region: 1-921 (306 amino acids)
Source: RefSeq, a predicted model, not a curated record